UUUGUUGUUUAACAUCCAAAGAAAAAAACGAAUUGGAACACUGCAGCCACUUCGGAAAGGAAUUUACUGCAUUUUUUAGCCGUACAUUGAUAGUAAAAAAGAAAUCUUAAGAUACUUUUAACUUAGCGGCAAAAUGUAUCCUUGGAGUUCCGCAAAUUAUUCACCGGUAGCAGGUGGUGUUGGUACAAUGACUAUGCCGAAUAGCAUUGACGAUCAGGAGAAACUAUUGGCCGAAGCCAUUAGUUCUGCUCGCAAGCAGGCAUUUCAAAUGAAUCAUUUUUUGGACAAGGAACGUAUGCUGGAUGCAUUGAAAUGUGCCAGCGCCAUGUUAAGUGAAUUACGUACAUCCAUGUUGUCACCGAAAAGCUACUAUGAAUUGUAUAUGGUGAUAACCGAUGAAUUGUGUCAUUUGGAGUUGUACUUGAGUGAGAAGGCUUCAAAGGAAACGGAUCUUUACGAGCUGGUUCAGUAUUCGCACACUAUAGUGCCCCGUUUGUAUUUGCUUAUUACUGUCGGUAUUGUGUACAUUAAGAAUGAUCGUUCCCUGAAGCGCAGUAUACUCAAGGAUCUGGUGGAAAUGUGUCGUGGUGUACAACAUCCUUUGCGCGGCUUAUUUUUACGCAAUUAUCUGUUGCAAUGUACACGUAAUAUUUUACCCGAUGUUUUAGUGGCCGACAAUGAACAUGAGGGCAAUGUUUAUGAUGCCAUCGACUUUGUUUUGACCAAUUUUGCCGAAAUGAAUAAAUUAUGGGUACGUAUGCAACAUCAGGGUCAUUCGAGUGAAAAGACUCGUCGUGAAAAAGAACGUGAAGAAUUGAAAAUUUUGGUUGGUACCAAUUUGGUACGUUUAUCGCAAUUGGAAUCUGCAUCUCUGGAGAUCUAUCAACGUUUAAUAUUGCCCGGCAUUUUAGAACAAGUGGUGAGCUGUCGUGAUGCCAUAGCCCAGGAAUACUUGAUGGAAUGUAUUAUACAAGUAUUUCCAGAUGAAUUUCAUUUGCAAACUUUAGAUCCUUUUCUAAAGUCUUGUGCCCAACUGCAGACCGGAGUAAAUGUUAAGAACAUAAUAAUAUGUUUAAUUGAUCGCUUGGCCACCUACAAUCAAAGAAGUGGAAAGAACAAUGGAACUGAUAUUGAAUCUAUUAUACCACCAGAAGUAGAACUCUUUGAAGUAUUUAGCGUGCAAGUUGCCAAUAUUGUACAGACUCGCUCUGACAUGCCUUUGGAAGAUACCAUAUCAUUGCAAGUUGCUUUAUUAAGUCUUGCACAAAAAGUCUAUCCAGAUCGUGUUGAUUAUGUGGAUAAAGUAUUAGGCACAACGACCAAGAUUUUGGAAUGUCUCGAAAUGAACAAUAUUUCUCAUUUGUUAUCUGUUAAUCAGGAGCUGUCCCGUCUCUUGCGCAUUUGCAUUGACUUUUACAAUAAUGUUUUGACUGUUAUACAAUUAAACAAUUUCUGUCCUUUACUGGAGAAAUUCGAUUACACUUCACGUAAAACACUGGCUUUAUAUUUACUCAUGAAUGUGUUGGAAUAUGAGACAUUAAUACCAACAGCAGAACAGGCUGAUGCUGUUUUAAAUAUAAUAACUCCUCUAAUUAAAGAUGAUGAAACUAUUGUGACUAAAAAUGGACAGGAACCAUCGGUUGAUCCCGAUGAAUUUGCUGAAGAACAAGGUAUUGUGGCACGUUUUAUACACCUGCUUAGAUCUGAGGAUCCCGAUAUGCAAUAUAAGAUCUUGCAAUCAGCACGCAAACACUUGGGCGCUGGUGGAGCACAACGUAUUAAACAUGUUCUACCACCUCUAGUGUUCUCAGCCUAUCAGUUGGCAUAUAAAUAUAAAGCCAAGGCCGAGGAAGAUGAGAAUUGGGAUAAGAAAUGUCAAAAGAUUAUACAAUAUUGUCACAGCACUAUAUCGGCUUUGGCUAAGGCCGAUUUAGCGGAAUUAGCUUUAAGACUGUAUCUUCAAGGCGCUUUGGUCAUUGGUGAAAUUGGUUAUACAAAUCAUGAGACCGUAGCCUAUGAGUUUAUGACACAAGCAUUUUCCCUCUACGAAGAUGAAAUCUCAGAUUCUAAAGCCCAAUUGGCGGCUAUUACUUUAAUAAUGUCUACUUUCGAACAAAUGUCCUGCUUUGGCGAGGAAAAUGCCGAUCCAUUAAGAACUAACUGUGCUUUAGCUGCUUCAAAAUUGCUCAAAAAACCCGAUCAAUGUAGAGGUGUAGUGGCGUGCGCUGCCCUCUUCUGGAGUGGCAAAAAAAAUGGCGAAGAAAUGCGUGACGAAAAGAAAACUUUGGAUUGUUUGAAGAAAGGAGCACGUAUUGCUUCACAGUGCUUAGACAUAGGUGUUCAAGUGCAACUGUACGUGGAGCUACUUAAUCAUUAUUUGUUCUAUUUUGAACGUGGCAAUUCUUUAAUAACAGUUGCCAUGCUCAAUCAGCUAAUUGCUAAAAUCAAUGAGGAACUACCUAAUUUGGAAACCAGCGAAGAAACAAAACAAAUUGAAAUGCAUUAUAAGAAUACUUUGGCCCAUAUAAAAAGUCGCAUGGAAUCGAAUGAUGUGGGCUUAGAGGUUUCAUUUGCGGGUAUAUCGAUACAUUAAUGGGUAUUACGGAAUAAGUUCAGUUACUUUUUUAAUACUAUUGCAUUUUCAAUGAAAUUGAAAAUUGACAAAAAAAAUUAUGGUUAUUAUUUUUACACAUUAUUCCCUCUAGACAAAUUCAAAAAAACACUAACAUUCACAUUAUUAUUAUUAAUUUUUGGUUAAUAUAAUAAAAAAACAAGCAUAGUGGUCCCUCCCUAUUACAGUAACUUAAAUACAUACAUACAUAAGUGUCAUGUUAAACAAACACACAAAAACAUAUAACUUCUUCGAUAUUUAAAUGUAUUAUGUUACACGGUUUAAACUGAUGGAUUACUUACUGUAUAUUAAGUUAAGAAGUAUUCAAAAUCGCAAAUAACAAAUUAUUUUAAUCAAUAACUCUUUAAUUUCAGCUCUAAAUUUA
Molecule: messenger RNA, 2996 nt
Organism: Lucilia cuprina (Australian sheep blowfly)
Lineage: Eukaryota; Metazoa; Arthropoda; Insecta; Diptera; Calliphoridae
Gene: Vps35
Product: vacuolar protein sorting-associated protein 35
Exons: 8
Coding region: 134-2593 (819 amino acids)
Biological process (GO): intracellular protein transport; retrograde transport, endosome to Golgi
Cellular component (GO): retromer, cargo-selective complex; retromer complex; late endosome
Source: RefSeq, a predicted model, not a curated record